UAUAUCCUGCGCCUCUCAUCAGGUGUGCAGAGAGAUCUCCCUGCUGACCUGCGCGUUAUCGAUAACUGCGCCUUUAUUAUGCGCGCGGCCCGCACGUGCGCAUUCACGCACUCCAGCUGAUCCAGCUGCGAUCGUCCUCCGUCAUCAGAACCAGACGUCGCUUCACGUGACGCUAAGAGAACAGGAGGCGUGUCGUUUGUCUAAAAAAAAACAAAAAACACCUUUCCUCAUUUCCUCCUUACGACGUUUCCUUGCGUAAAAGGCGCAAAGUGAGCGGCUUAUUAGCGGACGCGCCCGUGCACACCGCCGCCCGUGAAGUAAUACGCCGAACAACAAACUGACAUCAUCAGAAUGCGACUCUCCCACCCCGACGAGCCCGACACAUUCUAGAGGACGUCAACCAUAAGGGGGGACCGAGUGGGCCAAAGCGUCACCGCUCGCACGCCGGCGCGUGGGUCUGUUCAUGCACGUGCGCCGCGGCUGCAGCCGUCUGCCGCGCGCGUCUGUCUGUCCGCGCAGGAGCCGAGACGGACGGGCCCGGCGGCGACGACGACGACGACGACGACGACCAUGAUGAUGAUGAUGGCGGAGGAGGACUGCGUCGGCUUCCAGGCGCAAAUCGCCUCCAUCAUCGAGAUCCUGGCCAACUCCGCCGUGGCGGAGAUCUGCAAGCUGGUGGACGACGGCUACGCGGCGCUGCGCUCCCAGAUGGAGCGGGAGCGGGAGAAGAGCGCGCGCGAGAACGACGCGCUGCGCGCCAAGCUGCGGGACACCGACAUGAAGAUGCGCGGCUACGAGAGGAAGAUGAGGAGACGGGGUCGGAGAGAGGAAGCCCCCGCCGCUCGUUUCGGGCCGUCCGAAGGAGCUGACAUCCAUCAGCCGGUGGUGCCGCCUCUUCCUGCGCCUUCUCCAGACGCAACCUGCCUUCACGUGUCAAAGCAGGAGGAGUCGUUGCCGCUGGUGAAGCAGGAGAAGGUGGACUGCAAUCUGGACCUGAAGGUGGAGGUCAACAUUAGGGCGGAGUGUGACCUGUCCACCGCCUGUUCUCCUGUGGCGCUCUGCUCAUCUUCAGCCAUGGAACCCACUGAGGACCCCCCCCCGUGCGAAGUUGGUCCCGACAGCAGUCUCAACAACACUCCACGCACCAGCCAGCCCUCCUCUUUGCCUACUGAUUCCACGAUGGACCGGACGUGCAGGCCUCGCGAGAAAAGUGAAGCCACCAUGCCGCUGGGCAACGGCUUGACAGCUGGCAGCGGGGGGGUCACGGCCCACGGGGGCGUGCGCAGGGACCUGACGGACGGCGCCGUGAAGCCGGAGAUCCAGAUAGACGAUCCUACACAGGUAGCCUCGGAUGAGCCGAGCGGCGACGGCCUCAGCGGCCUGGGCCUGGACCUGGCCUGGAUGCAGGAGCGGGUCGGCCAUCUGGGCGCGGCCUACGCUGUGGCACAGCUGGGUCUGGGCAACGCAGACAGCGGCCACCCCUCCGCCCCCUUCUCCUCUCAGGGAGGAGACAGUCCGGAUGGCCCUCCGACCAUGCUGUUCACAGGCGGCACCCACGAGAUGGCGGCUUUCGCCGCGUCCUUCGACGUGGCCGCUGCCGCGUCCGCCGCUCCUCCGCCACCGGCCCCUCUGCCUCCUCCGCCUCUCCCCCCCGCGGCUCCUCCUGCCGCCGCGCCCGGCCAGAGGAGGCUCUACAGGACCGGCGCCCCCAAAGAGCCGGCGGCGUGCGGCGUGUGCGGGCGCGUCUUCCCCAGCGCGGCCGCCUUGGAGCUGCACCGGCGGGCGCACGCCGGGGAGAAGCCCUACAUCUGCCCCCAGUGCGGCAAGGGCUUCGCUCAGCCCAACAACCUCCGGGUUCACCUGCUCAUCCACACCGGGGAGCGGCGCUACCGGUGCGCGCUGUGCGGGAAGAGCUUCAUCUCGUCCAGCCACCUGAAGAGGCACCGCACGGUCCACACGCAGGAGAAGCCCUACAGCUGCUCGCGCUGCGGACAGUCCUUCAGCCAGAUGUGUAGCGUCCGCCGACACCGGCAGCAGUCCCAGUGUGGCCUGUAGACUUGGCUUGGCCUCUGAGAGGUGAAAUGGGCGACAGGAUACCAGAACCGCGUGUAGGCGAGGACUCGUCCUGUGAUGUCAUAACAAGUGCAGUUGACGUUUGUCCCUGACCAUCGCAUUGAAUCUGUCUUGAACGCACACAAAAGAUGUUUACUAAAGCCUUCGCAGUCGUUACUGACUCUUUGUUUCAACCUGACAGAAGAUCACAGAGCGGAUUGUAAAAGAGGGUCCGAGACAGAGUCUAGAGCACUUAAUCCAUCACGUUGUCAUUUAAACAAUUAUAAUAUGCUGCAUCAGCUGUCCAUUUUCUAAGUAUACCACUGUAUUUUGUCAUCUCUAGUAAUCCAAUUCACAGCUCGGGAUAAUAUGACAAGAAUAUUUGGAUGUCAUGCAUUUUUUUAUUUAACACACACAUUAUAGACUAUGUAUGUUAUUGUGUGAAGCACUAGAAACGUUUGUAUCAACAGUACUGUACAAAUAAAGUGUGUAAUAUAUAUGAAUUAUUGAUGUACAUUAUAUACACACACAAACAUAAGACAACACGAAACAUGCAGACAUAAUAAUUUGUAAAUAUCAUCCAUCCUACAUUCAGUAUACAAUGUUAGUGUACGCUGAAAGUCAUUAAGGAAAGCGGAGAAAGUCUUUUUGAGGAGCCACAUGAACUGUGAACACCACAAAGUCUAUAAUCACGCAUCUGAGCGUCGUAACAUUUGUCCCUGUGGUUUGGCAUCAUAACAUCUGCGUGUCGUGCCUAUUUUCAUCUGUUUACGGGUGCACAAACUCCUCGCUCUCUGAACAACGUCUAGGAUUCGAGGUGGCACGGAAGUGUAAAAUGAGAAUAAUAAGGUGAAUUAUAAAAGUGGCUUAAUAUACAUUUAGCUUGACCUACUGUGAUUUAUUAUGCUGGAUUCAAAUUUCCUAACAAUUUCAGCUUUUGUUGCUCUUAAAAGAAAUAAAUUGUAUAUGUAUA
Molecule: messenger RNA, 3025 nt
Organism: Gasterosteus aculeatus aculeatus (three-spined stickleback)
Lineage: Eukaryota; Metazoa; Chordata; Actinopteri; Perciformes; Gasterosteidae
Source: RefSeq, a predicted model, not a curated record